Etheostoma cragini (Arkansas darter) is the source of this 3591-nucleotide messenger RNA. Its product is annotated as cyclin-dependent kinase 17-like. The transcript has 18 exons. Lineage: Eukaryota; Metazoa; Chordata; Actinopteri; Perciformes; Percidae. Gene Ontology annotation, cellular component: cytoplasm; nucleus. Gene Ontology annotation, biological process: protein phosphorylation. The record is from RefSeq and is a predicted model, not a curated record. Gene Ontology annotation, molecular function: ATP binding; protein kinase activity. The coding region runs from base 385 to 2016 and encodes 543 amino acids.
GGCUGUGCGGCGGUGGUGGUGGCAGGCAGCGGCGUCAGCAGGCAGAGGACAGGACACACUCAGAUCAACCUGUAAUCACCAUCGUCUCUCACACUGCCAUGGUCUAAAAGCCGCAAACAACAUCGUUGCCUAUUUUCUACUGGGAGGGAAACUUUAAAACCUUAAAAAAACAAGCCAUGCAUCUGGAAGCUAGAACCCCGAGGAUAUAAACGAGAUUGAAGACCAGAAAGUAGCUACCACAACAACGAAACCAGAAGAAGAAGCUGUCGUUUUUUUUCACGCUCGGAGGGAAAGACGGCAUCCGGCCUGAGAAGAAGCUCCGAGGUUGGGGACUCCGGUCGGAGCAACGUUCAUCGUUUCUGGCCUCCCCUUCCCGAGAGCUCCAUGGAGAAGAUGAAGCGGUUCAAGCGGCGUCUCUCUCAGACGUUGCGAGGCAGCCACACCAUCGACGAGUCGCUCUCUGAGCUGGCAGAGCAGAUGACCAUAGAGGAGAACGGCCUGAAGGACAGCGAGCCCAUGGUGAGAAAUGGUCGUCCUCCUUCGGCCCACAGUGUCCACUCUUUCCUCCACCAGUACACAAGCUCCUUUAAAAAGCCUCCGCUGCGACGGCCUCAGAGCGUCAUCGGAGGAGGUCUGGGCUCUCUCAUGGUCAUGCCUCGCAAUGGCAGUCGCCUCGAUAUUGUCCACGAGAACCUGAAGAUGGGCUCGGAUGGGGAGAGUGACCAGGCAUCGGCGACUUCCUCCGAUGAGGUGCAGUCGCCGACGGGUGUUUGUCUACGGAACAGAGGGAACAGACGCAUCUCGGCAGAGGACCUGAACAAACGUCUGUCUCUGCCGGCCGACAUCCGAAUACCUGACGGUUACCUGGAGAAGCUGCAGCUGAGCAGCCCGUCCUUUGACCAGCCGCUGAGCCGACGCUCCCGCAGAGCAUCACUGUCAGAAAUUGGAUUUGGGAAGCUGGAGACAUACGUCAAACUGGACAAACUGGGAGAGGGGACGUACGCUACAGUCUUCAAGGGGAGGAGUAAGCUGACAGACAACCUGGUGGCGCUGAAGGAGAUCAGACUGGAGCACGAGGAGGGGGCGCCGUGCACAGCUAUCAGAGAAGUGUCGCUACUGAAGGACCUGAAACACGCCAACAUUGUGACGCUGCACGAUAUCAUCCACACAGACAAGUCGCUCACACUGGUCUUUGAGUACCUGGACAAAGACCUCAAGCAGUACAUGGACGACUGUGGGAACAUCCUGAGCAUGCAGAAUGUCAAGAUCUUUCUGUUCCAGAUCCUGCGAGGCUUGGCAUACUGUCACAAACGGAAAGUUCUCCACAGAGACCUAAAGCCCCAAAAUCUGCUCAUCAACGACAGAGGGGAGCUCAAACUGGCUGACUUUGGCCUGGCGAGGGCUAAAUCUGUGCCCACUAAAACAUACUCUAACGAGGUAGUAACACUUUGGUAUCGGCCUCCCGACGUGCUGCUGGGCUCCUCUGAGUACUCCACGCAGAUAGACAUGUGGGGUGUGGGCUGCAUAUUCUACGAGAUGGCUGCCGGCAGGCCCCUGUUCCCGGGCUCCACGGUGGAGGACGAGCUGCACCUCAUCUUCAGGCUACUAGGCACUCCCACAGAAGACAGCUGGCCUGGAAUAUCCUCUAUGGACGAGUUCAAGUCCUACAAGUUCCCCAAGUACAAGGUCCAGCCGCUCAUUAACCACGCACCCAGCCCUCUAAUCACUGGAGAUGGAAAUGAGCAGAUGUUUCUAAUCGUACCCAGGUUGGACACUGAUGGCAUCGAACUGCUGAUGUCAUUCCUAAAAUAUGAGUCAAAAAAGAGGAUCUCUGCUGAUGAAGCAAUGAGACAGCCGUACUUCAGGAGCCUAGGGCCACGUGUGCACACACUGCCAGAGAGCAUAUCCAUAUUCACAUUGAAGGAGGUCCAGUUGCAAAGAGAUCCCGGCUACCGGAACUCAUCAUACCCUGAGUCAGGCAACGGAAAGAGCAGAAGACAAAGCAUGCUGUUUUAGAUUCUCUGGACUGUAUUUUUAUUCAUUUGGGAAGGAUCUCCUCGCUGUAGUCUCACCGACGGGUCAGUAACACGAGAUGGCUGUUUGGCGUGGAGCAUCAUCACUCCCCCGAAGCUACUUGGGAAACUUGUCCACAGUGCGACCGACCCCCUUUCCAGGUCUGGCCUGAACCUGGCCCAAAAGAGACAUUUAUAUACUGUACAUCUAUAUUUAUUGAAAAGAAAAUUUGCUGCUAAAUCCAACUACUGUCUAGAAUUCUAACUGGCUCGGUCACUUUAUUGAGGACAUGCAAUGUGUAUAGAUUUAAUUUUUUGAAGUGUUGGUAUUUAAACUGAUUUUUUUUUGUCAUUUUCAUACAUAAAAGAACUCCACCCCAAUGCUCCUCAGUGUGUGUGUACGACACAGACAAGCAAAGAGGUUUUUCUGUAGCAACUCAUAAAGGUCAGAUUUUCUGUCUCUGUUUCCACAGCGCUGUUUUAGCUGCACCCAUCAUUUGUGACGUUUACUCUGAAGGCUUUUGAGGCCAGCUUUGAUAUAACUGAUAAUUGUAUCCUAACUGGAGGCUAAUGUGAGGGCAGUGCUGCCAAGCUCUGUGCAAAAAAAGAUCACAUUCUUGUCAGAUGCUGGCAUAUCAUUCCAGGAUGCUGCGGUCUCAGUUGUGACCAACAGACAAAUGCAGGAGGAAAAAGGCAACGUAGAAUGAAUAACGAGGGCAUUGCCGGAAUUAGUUACGUCUCCUAAAUUCUUCCAAAAAAACUUUAAUAUGUAACUACGGUGAACAACCUUCUCAUCCUUUUCCACCUCGGUCUGACACGAUCUCCUCUAGUUACUAAGAAAUAGGAGAUGCAUAGUAAAUCCUCAGUGUUGGACUCUGCUGCCUUUGUGCAUUACAGAUGUGCUCUCCUCUGCCAUUCCCAUCUCCAUCAACUGUAAAAAUGGAUCCUUUGUUUUCUGGAUUGCCUCCAUCAUUGUGUUGCAUGCCUGCUCUGUUGUAUGAGGAAGCACACAGCCGCUAACCUCCUAAUUCAGGUAGCACUAGCUCUAGUCCUGCCCCUAGUGAAUACAAUACUGAGUCACAGUCUAUUAACAGUGUUACAAGAUGUGUUUUGUAUGAUAUUCUUUAACUUUAUUUGUUGAAAAUUGAUAUUGGUGUGGGAUUUCGUUGCAUAUGCCCUGCCAUAUUUGAGCUUUUUUUCAGAGUAAAGAAACUUAAAUCUAAAGUUGAAUAAACAUGAAUUAUGUGAACUGAUUGUUUUUUCCCUCCUGUAUGGACACUUCAUUUUGUUUUGGCUAAUGUAAAAUGUAAGGCAUUGUGUUGAAGCAUUCAAUGCUUUGUUUAUUGAAAAUAACAAGAGAUUCUUCACAAUACAAAAUUAUACAGAAUACAAACUGUAUACCAAGUCCAGUAUAAAAAAAAAAGAACAUUACAAGUGUUAAAGGUUUUUCAUUGAUUUGAAAUCUCGUCUUCAUUUAAAGAUUUUGGAAAAGAAAAAUAGGACAUCAAGGCACAGCCGGUACUAUCUGAGAAGCAUAGUGCAUAAAAUACCACACAAGUGAAACAGUUUCACAUUGUGA